CAAAUAUCCCAUCGAUUUACCACACUUCCCUACCAAAAGCAGGCCCGGCGUUCUGUUUCACAUUUUGCUUAGCAACUUAUUUUAGCUCCAUAAACAACUUAAGCACAGACAAUGGCCGAGACGGAGAAAAUCGAAGUGCGCGAUAUAACGCGCAUCGAACGCAUUGGCGCCCAUUCGCACAUUCGUGGAUUGGGACUGGACGAUGUUUUGGAGGCUCGCGCCGUCUCCCAGGGAAUGGUGGGCCAGAAGGAUGCCCGCCGAGCCGCAGGAGUGGUGGUACAGAUGGUGCGCGAGGGCAAAAUCGCCGGCAGAUGCAUCCUGCUGGCUGGGGAGCCGAGUACCGGCAAAACUGCCAUCGCCGUGGGAAUGGCCCAGGCUUUGGGCACAGAGACACCCUUUACCAGCAUGUCUGGAUCCGAGAUCUAUUCUUUGGAGAUGAGCAAAACAGAGGCCCUGUCGCAGGCCCUGCGCAAGAGCAUUGGAGUUCGUAUCAAGGAGGAAACCGAGAUCAUCGAAGGCGAGGUGGUGGAGAUACAAAUUGAACGUCCCGCCAGCGGCACCGGCCAAAAAGUGGGAAAAGUCACACUGAAAACCACCGAAAUGGAGACCAACUAUGACCUGGGCAACAAGAUCAUCGAGUGCUUCAUGAAGGAAAAGAUCCAGGCAGGGGAUGUCAUCACCAUCGACAAGGCCUCGGGAAAGGUCAACAAACUGGGAAGAAGCUUCACCAGGGCUCGGGACUAUGAUGCCACUGGCGCCCAGACCAGAUUCGUCCAGUGCCCCGAGGGAGAGCUCCAGAAGCGCAAGGAGGUGGUGCACACUGUGACCCUCCACGAGAUCGAUGUGAUCAAUAGCCGUACUCACGGUUUUCUGGCUUUGUUCUCCGGGGAUACUGGCGAGAUCAAGCAGGAGGUUCGCGACCAGAUCAAUAACAAGGUCCUGGAGUGGCGUGAGGAGGGCAAGGCUGAAAUCAACCCGGGAGUGCUCUUCAUCGAUGAGGUUCAUAUGCUGGACAUUGAAUGCUUCUCCUUCCUGAACCGCGCCUUGGAAUCCGAUAUGGCGCCCGUCGUGGUCAUGGCCACCAACAGAGGAAUCACUCGCAUCAGGGGCACCAACUACCGCAGCCCCCAUGGCAUUCCAAUUGAUCUGCUCGAUCGUAUGAUCAUCAUCCGCACCGUCCCAUACUCCGAGAAGGAAGUCAAGGAGAUUCUGAAGAUCCGUUGCGAGGAGGAGGACUGCGUCAUGCACCCGGAUGCUCUCUCUAUCCUGACGCGUAUCGCCACUGAUACGAGUCUGCGUUAUGCCAUCCAACUCAUCACCACCGCUAACUUGGUCUGUCGCCGUCGCAAGGCCACCGAAGUCAACACGGAAGAUGUCAAGAAGGUCUAUUCCCUGUUCCUGGAUGAGAACCGUUCUAGCAAGAUCCUCAAGGAGUACCAGGACGACUACAUGUUCAGCGAGAUAACCGAGCAGGAGGAGCAGGAUCCGUCUUCGGGAGGGGGAGCCAAGCGUCGUGCGGAGUCUGGCGGCGGAGAUGCCCAGCCAAUGGAGCACUAGGGGGUAGAAUUUAAAAAGAGCAUCCUCCCCGUACAUUCUCAUGACCAUUUUAUGAUCAAUAAAUAAGUUUCCUUGUAUCUAAAUGAA
This is a messenger RNA of Drosophila bipectinata, 1644 nucleotides long. It is a transcript of the gene rept, whose product is annotated as RuvB-like helicase 2 rept. NCBI's taxonomy places the organism in Eukaryota, Metazoa, Arthropoda, Insecta, Diptera, Drosophilidae. Gene Ontology annotation, molecular function: DNA helicase activity; ATP hydrolysis activity; ATP binding. Gene Ontology annotation, cellular component: Swr1 complex; R2TP complex; Ino80 complex. The record is from RefSeq and is a predicted model, not a curated record. Gene Ontology annotation, biological process: regulation of transcription by RNA polymerase II; box C/D snoRNP assembly; chromatin remodeling.